AUAUAUCUUGUUACAUCUCCUCCACUUCCUUAGAACAAUCCAAAGAAGAAGUUUUUGAUCUGUAUUGAUUUUCAUCAACAAGUCGUCCUUGUCUCCGAGAACAAAUCGAUUGAACAAGAAGAGAGGAAGGAAUCUCCGGGCAGAUAUGGGUCGAGCUCCGUGUUGUGACAAGGCCAGCGUGAAGAGGGGACCGUGGUCUGCCGAAGAGGAUGCGAAGCUCAAGGAUUAUAUCGAGAAGAAUGGCACCGGAGGAAACUGGAUUGCUCUUCCUCAGAAAAUCGGCCUUAACAGAUGCGGGAAGAGUUGCAGGUUGAGAUGGUUGAAUUACUUGAGGCCCAACAUCAAGCAUGGUGGGUUCUCUGAGGAAGAAGACAACCUAAUCUGCAGCCUUUACAUUAGUAUUGGAAGCAGGUGGUCCAUAAUCGCAGCACAAUUGCCCGGAAGAACCGAUAACGACAUCAAGAACUACUGGAACACCAAAUUGAAGAAAAAACUUCUGGGUAGGCGAAGGCAGUCUCUGCUCAACCGUUCUUCGACCACGGGAAAUGCAAACAGUUCCAAUGAUGCUACAAGUUCACAGGCCUUGAGCAGUUCUGCCCUAGAGAGGCUGCAGCUUCACAUGCAGCUUCAGAACCUUCAAGGCCCUUUCUCUUUCUACAACAACCCUGCCCUUUGGCCCAAAGUGCCUCCUCUAUUGAAUGAAAAGAUGACCCAGACCCUUAAAUUCUUGAAUGAAAGUCCUCAUCUGCUGAUGCAACCUACCCUCUCUAAUAGUUCAUCACCCAAAAAUGACCAAAAGGCCACCACAUACGAGUCCUCACCUGCUGCCUCUCGUUCCACUCCUAGUGAUUUUGCCAAUCUCAGCUUCAGCGACGCUGAUUUCAAUGAGUUGGUAAAUUCCAUGACUAAUUGCGUUUCGUCUUCAGACUGCUAUGCCCCGUUACCUGACAUCGGAGUUGAUUCCAUUGAUCAACUAAAUAGGGGACAGUUUCUCCCAGAUCCCCUAAUCCAAACUGUGCCGGACGAUUCUCUCAACUACAAGAAAUCUGAUGGAUCUAUGUCACAGCAGAAUCAGGUAGAUGAAUUUGAUUGUUUCAAGGAUAUGGACAGUAAUUCCAGAGACACAUUGCAGGCUUUGUGGCAUGAUGAUGAGUACAACGCGCAAUCGGCAUCCUCUUGGGAUUCAGCUUCGGUGCUCCUAUGUGAGGGCAUAUCGCAAGAUUUUGGCUUACGCUAUAGCAGUGGCUAUAAACCUACAGUUUUAUGAGGUUUUAUUUCUCAAUCAUAAUAAGACAGGGAAAACUAUGGCGCUAUAAACAGCAAUGCUUAUUUCGUAUGAAUAAUGUGUAUCAGGUUUUAGGGUUAUUAUUGGACUUAGAUUAUGCAAAAACUAUCAUGCAUUUGUUCAUCUUCUUUUUUUUUUUUUCCAAUAAUGUGCGUUAUACGUA
Messenger RNA from Rhodamnia argentea, 1448 nucleotides. Its product is annotated as transcription factor MYB36-like. The transcript has 3 exons. The coding region runs from base 146 to 1267 and encodes 373 amino acids. The record is from RefSeq and is a predicted model, not a curated record. Lineage: Eukaryota; Viridiplantae; Streptophyta; Magnoliopsida; Myrtales; Myrtaceae.